AUGGAUCAGAAUUCUCUUGUAAAUUGGGACUUCUUUGGUGUCACAGAUCCUACUAUUGAGGAGGGACGUGGUUUGAGAAGUAGCCUUGAGUUGGUGAAAUCAGUUUCUGCCAAGCAUUUUGAUUUGAGGCCGUCAGUCCGAUAUCUUUCAAUGUUUAAAGGGCAAGCAACAGAUACAGGGGACCAUGAAAAAGGCAAGUAUACUCUUAUCAGGGAUGCAGAGGAAUUCCAAGGGGGAAUAUACGACAAACCCCUUCCUUGUUUUGGGUGUGGAAUAGGAUGGUUCUCGUUUCUGUUGGGAUUUGUGUGCCCGCUGUUGUGGUACUAUGCCACAAUUCUCUAUUUUGGAAAUUACUACCGGAAAGAUCCAAGGGAGCGAGCUGGCCUUGCUGCUUCUGCAAUUGCGGCGAUGGCCUGUUCAGUUGUGGCGUUGAUUAUUGCAGCAAUUCUUCUACUCUAG
This is a messenger RNA of Ilex paraguariensis (yerba mate), 459 nucleotides long. Lineage: Eukaryota; Viridiplantae; Streptophyta; Magnoliopsida; Aquifoliales; Aquifoliaceae. The record is from the annotation of a GenBank genome assembly.